Molecule: messenger RNA, 1327 nt
Organism: Nematocida parisii ERTm1
Lineage: Eukaryota; Fungi; Microsporidia
Exons: 1
Coding region: 1-984 (327 amino acids)
Source: RefSeq, a predicted model, not a curated record
AUGAAGAGAAACAAAAGCAGUGCCUGGCUGAAUAGCUUAAUAUUAUUAAUAAUGCGUGGGAUGAAGCACGUAAUGCUCCCAUUUGAUAUAAAGGCAGUGUUAGUCAUAGGGACAGAGUACGUAUUAGAGUACAUAUACGGUAUUAUGCACAGUGAGAGUAGAAUUAAGGAAAGUCCUUCAGAGGCAGGUAUAGAUACAGAAAUCAAGGACGUGCCCAGGAAGAGUGCAGUAUUAUUAGAUGGAACCAGUAAAUAUGGAAGUAUCCUGCGGGAUAAGCUCAUAAAACAGGGUUAUUCUGUUACAUACCCAGAUGAGGCAGGUGUGCAUGCGGAGUAUACCGUACCCAUCCCGAUUAAAAUAAGAAAUGAAGAUUCCAUAGACAUAUUCAUUAAGAAAGUACCACAGAAAUCAAUUGAUCUUCUGGUUAUAAAUUCAUCUGCGUGUAAGUUAUCCAAGGACAUCAGAGUGCAGCCAAUUAAAGGGAUUGAGAAGAAAAUAAUCCCAUCCAAGGAGAAGAAAGGGUUCAUUAACAAGAAUGAGUUAUACAAAGAUAAGAGCAGGAUUUUAUUAGAGAAGGAUCAUAAUGCCAAGAAGAAUUACUUGUUCAACUUUCUAUUAAUAAGAGGUCUUGCUGAUAAGUUAAAGAGUGGUAAUGGCAUGGUUAUAAUUUGUACGCACCGGGUGUUCAAUCUGGUUGAGAAACCUCCUGUACUUAUCCCGAGUUAUUUAUUCUCUUAUUGUUAUAGUCAGUUACUGAGUUGUUUCUUAGGGAUUGGUGCUAAAUCAAGGUACAGUUACUUAGACGUAAGGAUCAUAAGUUGUAGUUUUAUGAAUGAGUUAUGGACUGAUUAUGUCAUGCACAGUAUAAAGAAGACUAAAAAGAGAACAGUUCAAUAUUUCAAUGGAGUAUCAGAGGAACGUAUAAAUUCAGAAUAUUUCGACCGUGCUAAUGACGUAUGGGAGAAUGCAGAGAUGAUUUCAUAGUGAUGUACUCAUGAGGAGGCACUGUACCCAUCUGUAUAACACACUCUAUGAUAGAGAUAGUAUUGAUAAUGCUCUUUAUUAUGAUUAUUAGGAUAUCGGGAUGUGCAUGAGUCCUUGUGGUACUAUUAGUACUGUGCCUUAUGGUGAAUGUAUCCCGUGGUUCUUUUAUGAUUUGGCUGAGUGCGUGAUAUUUAUAUAGUCUAAGAUAAUCUGUGAUUCAUAGACCCCAGCCUGUAUCAAGGCAGAAUCAUCGUGCGUAGUCACGUUGUAUGAUCAGUCUCGGGCAUGUACGUAUGUGUGAUGGUAUCAUUAUGGAUAGAGUACUUCGACGUAUAAAUAAACC